AUGUAUUCGAUCUCGAUCGACCACGACAAAGAGAACAUUCCCCCUGCGAAAGCUGGCCGCCUCAGCGUCAACUCUUCAGCAGCACUUGAUCGACUGAUCAAACCUUUCAAGUGUCCGGGAUCAGCCAAUGCUCGCGUGUCCAAGGGUGAGCCAGCCAGAAAGAGGAGAAAGGUCAACUACGCUGAAGAGGGUGCUGGCAAUGAAGAUACAAGUGGCGGCUUCAGUCUCGAUCCUGAGAGUAGGAUUCUCAAGGACCGAUACCCGGUCUUCAAGGUCAAAGACAAGGAGUCCAUUUUUCGUUCACGCUUCUCAGUACCGCUGAUCAACAAGAAUGCCUUUGAUCCGUCACGCCCUUCACCCAGUCUCGGAAUGCGGCGAGGUCUCGGCUUUGUCAAUAAGCCCUUGCACGAUCCGAGCGGGGAGUUUGCGAUCGUCUUGUACGAUCCAACCAUAGAUGACAAGCCUCAGGACAUGUCGGAGGAGAAGAAAGACGAAGAUAAGCCGAAGCUCGACACGCCUCUCAUGCAUAAAAGCCUCGCCGAAAUACUGGGCAUCAAGAAGCAGGUUGAAGGCGAAAGACCGAAGGUCCCUGUUGUUAUUGACCCAAGACUGGCCAAAGUCCUUCGACCCCAUCAAGUCGAAGGCGUCAAGUUCUUGUACCGCUGUACCACUGGCUUAGUGGAUGAGAAAGCCAAAGGCUGUAUCAUGGCUGAUGAGAUGGGUCUUGGAAAGACUCUCCAGUGCAUCGCCCUAAUGUGGACUCUACUCAAGCAAUCACCCGAAGCUGGCAAAUCCACCAUCCAAAAAUGCAUUAUCGCGUGUCCGGCCAGUCUCGUCAAGAACUGGGCGAAUGAGCUUGUCAAAUGGCUGGGUGAGGGAGCUAUCACUCCUUUUGCCAUUGAUGGCAAAGCCACCAAGGAAGAACUUACCAUGCAGCUCAAGCAAUGGGCGAUGGCCACAGGCAGGGCAGUUGCAAGACCAGUUCUGAUUGUCUCAUACGAGUCUUUAAGGCUGAACAUUGAUGAACUCAAGGACGUCAAGCUCGGACUGAUGUUGUGUGAUGAAGGCCAUCGGCUGAAGAAUGCAGACAGUGAGACAUACAUGGCUUUGACCGGGCUGAAUGUCGAACGCCGAGUCAUUCUCUCCGGGACACCCAUACAGAACGACCUGACUGAGUACUAUGCCUUGCUGGACUUCGCAAACCCGGGCUACCUAGGCACCAAGGCUGACUUCCGCAAAAAGUUCGAGCUGCCCAUUCUUCGUGGUCGUGAUGCCGCUGGGUCUGAUACCGACAAGCAAAAGGGCGAACAAGCCAAUGCUGAGCUUGGAUCUCUUGUCAAGAAGUUCAUCAUCAGGAGAACGAACGACAUUUUAUCAAAGUACUUGCCUGUCAAGUACGAGCAUGUCGUCUUUUGCAAUCUGGCACCUUUCCAGAAGGAUCUCUACAACCAUUUCAUUCAGAGCCCCGACAUCAAGAGUCUCUUAAGAGGAAAGGGUAGCCAGCCGCUCAAGGCCAUUGGUAUACUGAAGAAGCUGUGCAAUCAUCCGGACCUCUUAGAUCUGGAAAAGGAUCUGCCUGGCAGCGAAAAGUUUUGGCCAGAUGAUUACGUGCCCAAGGAGGCCCGAGGUCGAGACCGGGAUGUCAAAUCAUGGCACUCGGGGAAGUUUGCUGUCCUAGAACGUAUGCUCGCUCGCAUCAGGCAAGAUACGAAUGACAAGAUCGUGCUCAUCAGUAACUAUACCCAAACUUUGGAUGUCUUCGAGAAGUUGUGCCGAGCACGGAGCUACGGGUGUCUUCGACUCGACGGUACCAUGAAUGUCAACAAGCGCCAGAAGCUGGUGGACAAGUUCAAUGAUCCCAAUGGGGAAGAGUUCGUGUUCUUGCUCAGUAGCAAGGCUGGUGGAUGCGGUAUCAACUUAAUUGGUGCCAAUCGCCUUGUCCUUUUCGACCCUGACUGGAAUCCUGCGGCCGAUCAGCAGGCUCUUGCCCGUGUCUGGCGUGACGGCCAGAAGAAGGAUUGUUUCGUUUACAGGUUCAUGAGUACAGGCACCAUUGAAGAGAAGGUCUUCCAACGGCAAUCACACAAGCAGGCACUGUCGUCAACCGUGGUGGAUUCAGCAGAAGAUGUCGAGCGGCACUUUACCCUCGACUCGCUACGGGAACUCUUCCAGUUCAAGCCUGACACCACGAGCGACACCCAUGACACGUUCAAAUGCAAACGCUGCAAACCGGACGGCACUCAAACCAUCAAGGCGCCAGGCAUGCUAUAUGGUGACACGAGUUCGUGGAACCAUUUUGUCAACUCUGGAGAGAAGGGACCAUUGAACAGGAUCCAAGAUCUGUUGCUCCGACAAGAGACCACGGAAAAUGCCGUAAGCGCUGUGUUCCAGUAUAUCAGUCACUAA
This is a messenger RNA of Cladophialophora yegresii CBS 114405, 2406 nucleotides long. Its product is annotated as DNA repair protein rhp54. The transcript is spliced from 2 exons. Gene Ontology annotation, molecular function: hydrolase activity, acting on acid anhydrides; ATP-dependent chromatin remodeler activity; DNA translocase activity. NCBI's taxonomy places the organism in Eukaryota, Fungi, Ascomycota, Eurotiomycetes, Chaetothyriales, Herpotrichiellaceae. Gene Ontology annotation, cellular component: nucleus. Gene Ontology annotation, biological process: reciprocal meiotic recombination; double-strand break repair via synthesis-dependent strand annealing. Bases 1 to 2406 code for a protein of 801 amino acids. The record is from RefSeq and is a predicted model, not a curated record.